Messenger RNA from Psammomys obesus (fat sand rat), 1097 nucleotides. Its product is annotated as natural cytotoxicity triggering receptor 2-like. The transcript has 4 exons. Gene Ontology annotation, cellular component: cell surface. Lineage: Eukaryota; Metazoa; Chordata; Mammalia; Rodentia; Muridae. The coding region runs from base 258 to 863 and encodes 201 amino acids. The record is from RefSeq and is a predicted model, not a curated record. Gene Ontology annotation, molecular function: signaling receptor activity.
GGAGACUGCAGAGUCUCUGAGAGCCUUCCUCUAGUGUAGUUCAGGAGCCUCAGUUCAAAGCUUGUAGCUGGAGGAUCCUCACAGCCACAUAGACCUUGCUCAGCUUUCCUCUUGUCCACAGAGGUCUCUGCCUUCCUCCAUGCAGUACUGGACUGGCUGCAGCAGCUGCCUGAAUCCUGCCCAGAGCUGCCUCCUCUCUUCAGAGCAUCUCUAGCCUCUUCCUUCUUACUCCCCAUCCCGGUUCAAGAAGAAGACCCAUGGCCUGGCAAGCCAAGUCCCUGCUAUUCCGCUUCCUGCUGGUGCUUCUGGCCCCAGACUCCUGGACACAGGACACAGAGUUCCUUCAAAGAAUGGAGGGCCAGACUGUUUCUGUGACAUGCCGGUAUGGUUCCAACCAACGCUGGAAGGAGAAAGUCUGGUGUCAGAAAACAUCAGCAGAAACUUGUCAAAUCCUAGUGUCGAGUGUGAACACAGGAGCUGCAGGACUACGAUACACCAUCCAGGACCAUCCUGAGUCUCACUUCUUCACUGUCAAAAUGACUGCGCUCAAACGGAGUGACUCAGGCACCUAUUACUGUGCGACCGCUGAAAAUCGCAGAACCAACUCUACUUAUGUGCAGAUCACUAUUCUCAGAGCCAUCCGCCUGUCGGUGGCAAAAGAUAAUCCAAGUAUUCCUACCUCUGUCAUGAUUCCGAGUUGGACAGUAUCUGAAGUUCCUGCCUUCAGGACCACAAAGGACCGGAGUACCACUGCUGCCAGGCUCUCCACAUCCAGCAUUAUUAUUCUCAUGGUCUGUGGACUCUUCAGUAAGACUCUGAUCUUCACUGUCUUGUUUGCUGUCACACAAAGGUCAUUUGGAUGACAGAGCAUGAAGCCACACAACAGUAACCUCUGACCUCCAGCCAUGUCUGUCUCACAGAAGGAGCUGGGGUGGAGGGCUAAGAUGAAGCUCUGACAAGAACUGAGGCUGUGAUUGCAGGUGACAUCUAAGGCUCAGGAUGCUCACUCUCCUCAGUUCAUCAGUCAUCUGGGAUGUGUGACCUCAGAAGAGAGGAAGCAACCUCAGCACACGCUGGCCAUUCCCCCUAAUAGGAGG